AUGAAGCAGCAGCUCAUGGAGUGCAGCAGCGCCGUUCACACCAGUAAGCUUCUCCCUGCCCUUAGCUCCGUCCAGCCACCCCUGCGCCUCCCCUGGGGGCGAUGCUGCAGCGACGGCAGCAACGCGUUCUCCUCAGCCGAGCACCUGACGGCCUUUGCUGGACACCUCCCGCAGACGCGUCUGGGUCAAGAAAGUUACCCUGAUCCUCCCACUGAAGGAAACUUUGUCACAAAUUCCACAGCAGACUUGGAAAGAGAUAUGGAGAAAGUAAAAGUCUCUCUUCAGAACAAGACAUUAGCGUUGCAAAGGAUCCAACUUAUAUUUGCCCUGAGAAACAAAGUGAAGCAAAAUGAUGAUGACUCACGACAGAUCAUGGAAACUCUGAAACACAUAGUAGAGCUCAGCCAGGCAGUAUUUGAAUUCCAGCAGCAAGCACGUGAGAAGGAACAGAAACUGGCUGACAUUAAAAGGAAAAGACUCUCACUAAAAAAAGCCGGAGGACAGAAACUACUGCAAAUUCAUACCAUGAUGAAAAAACAGAAGGAGGAACAAGCAAGUAUGGCAUUGAGCAGUACACUGGACCGUAUAUAUAAAAACUUCCAAAAAGAAAGAGAGAUGACUACAGUAAUUCAAAAUGUGUUCCAGAAUAUCAUAAUUGGAAGCAGAGUUAACUGGGCAGAAGAUCCAUCUUUAAAGGCAGUUGUUCUAGAGCUUGAAAAAAAUGUCCAGUUUCUGUGA
Antrostomus carolinensis (chuck-will's-widow) is the source of this 738-nucleotide messenger RNA. It is a transcript of the gene CENPH, whose product is annotated as centromere protein H. The coding region runs from base 1 to 738 and encodes 245 amino acids. Gene Ontology annotation, cellular component: kinetochore; nucleus. Gene Ontology annotation, biological process: chromosome segregation; kinetochore assembly; mitotic spindle organization. Lineage: Eukaryota; Metazoa; Chordata; Aves; Caprimulgiformes; Caprimulgidae. The transcript has 8 exons. The record is from RefSeq and is a predicted model, not a curated record. Gene Ontology annotation, molecular function: kinetochore binding.